GCAGAAAAGAAGCUGCGUUUUUUGAUAAACCAGUCGAGUUUUGGAACUAUUAGAUGGCGACACUAUACGCGCUGGUUGCGCGUGGAUCGGUGGUGCUGGCGGAGUUCACUGCGGCGUCGACGAACGCCAGCGCCAUUGCCAAGCAGAUCCUAGAGAAAAUACCGGGAGAAAACGACACUCACGUUUCGUAUUCACAAGAUCGCUACAUCUUCCACGUCAAACGCACUGAUGGACUCACCGUUCUUUGUAUGGCUGACGAAAGUGCCGGAAGGCGAAUUCCUUUUGCAUUUCUUGAAGACAUUCAUCAGAGAUUUGUGAGAACUUAUGGCCGAGCAGUAUUUUCAGCUCUACCCUAUGGCAUGAAUGAUGAUUUUUCAAGGGUAUUGAGCCAGCAAAUGGAAUACUACUCGGGCGACCCUGGUGCUGAUAGGAUAAAUAGACUAAAAGGAGAAAUGAGUCAGGUGCGAAAUGUUAUGAUAGAGAAUAUUGACAAAGUUUUGGAAAGAGGUGAUCGGUUAGAGUUGCUGGUUGACAAAACUGCUAACAUGCAAGGAAAUACCUUUCGCUUUCGGAAGCAAACUCGCCGAUAUAGAAACACUGUAUGGUGGAGAAAUGUUAAGCUUAUGAUUGCUCUAAUAAUCCUCCUCCUAAUUGUUGUUUACGUCGUGCUGGCUUUUGUUUGCUAUGGGAUUACGCUACCUACAUGCCUAAAAUGAGGUCAAAGAGUUUGAGAUUCAAACACCUUUAGAAUUUGAAAUUGUUUGGUGGCUGCCUUUUGAAGGCAUAGCUUCAUGACUUGAAUUCUACUGUGUUAUUCUGUGUUAAAAAGUCAU
Molecule: messenger RNA, 833 nt
Organism: Hibiscus syriacus
Lineage: Eukaryota; Viridiplantae; Streptophyta; Magnoliopsida; Malvales; Malvaceae
Product: vesicle-associated membrane protein 711-like
Exons: 5
Coding region: 54-716 (220 amino acids)
Biological process (GO): vesicle-mediated transport
Cellular component (GO): membrane
Source: RefSeq, a predicted model, not a curated record